AUGGAUAAAGAAAAAUCAGAUAAUGAAGUUAAUGAUAAAGAAAAAGAGAUAGGAAUAGAGAUAGGACUAGAUAUAGGAAAAGAGAUAGAAAGAGAGAUAGAAAAAGAAAUAGAAAAAGAGAACCAAGAUAAAGAUAAAGAAAAUGAAACACCAUACCAACCUUUUAUACCAGAAUUAAAAAAAAAAAGAAAAUAUACAACAUCAAUAUUAGAUGAUGAUGAUGACGAUAACAAUAAAAACCAAGAAGAAAAAGAUGAUGGAUUAAAUGAAAAUGAAAAAGAAAAUGAAAAUGAAAAAGAAAAAGAAAAUAAAGAAUUAACUACUCCUACUUCUACAACUACUACUACUACAACUACAACUUCAACUUCAAAUAAAAAUACUUUAAGUAUAAAAAAAAUUAAAAAAGAAAAAAAAGUUAAAAAGAAAAGAGUUAAAAAAAAUAUUGAGGAUAAUUAUGAAGAGAUUGAACCAACUGAAGUUAAUAAUUAUACAUUGGGUGAUUUAAUUAAAAAGAGAAUCAUUGGUGAUACAAUGAAAUCAACAUUGGAAAGAGAGAAAGCACUUAAAGACAAUCAACAACAAAUUUUAAAUCAUCAUCGUCGUUCAUUGGCACAACAAAAAGCUGCAACUGCUUCUGCAAGAUUAAAUGGCGAAGAGCCACCAUCCUUUAAUGGUGAAGAUAUUAAUGCACCCGCAAUCGAAUUUGUUAAUGGUCAAUUAGUAAUUAAACAAAAUCAAGAAGAUGAUAAUCCAUAUGGUGAUGCACCCGUAUUAGAAGAUGGUCAAGAUCAUAUAACUAAUAAUAGUUUCUCAAAAAGAAUAGCUUCAAAAAGAUGGUCUGAAGCUGAAACUCAAGACUUUUUUAUUCAAUUAAAAAGAUAUGGUACAGAUUUUUCAGUAUUAGAAAAAGUAUUUCCACAUAGAACAAGACGUCAAUUAAAAUCUAAAUUUAAGAGAGAACAAAAUGAUAAUCCAAAUUUAUUGGAUGAUAUAUUAAAAGGUAGAAUAGAUUAUAAUAUUGAAGAUUUUAAAAAACAAAGAGAUCAUGUUGCUAAACAACAAAAAGAUAGAGAAGACCAAAAGAAAAAGAUUGAUGAUAUACUCAAGAUGGGUGGAGAUGCAACUGGUGAACUCAAUGAAGAUGAUGAAGAUGAUGAUUAUAGGGAUUCAAUUAAUAAAGGUGUUGAUUCAUCUUUCAAUGGUGGUAUUAGUGGUGCUUAUCGUCCUGCAGUUGGUAAAUAUCAAAAAGAAGUUGUUAUGGACUCUCAAACUUAUGAAUCACAACAAGCUCAACAACAACAACAAAAUACUCAAAAUUAUGAUCCUUAUGCAAUGGAAAAUGAUAAUUAUAAUACAAAUGAUUAUGAAUAUUAA
Messenger RNA from Dictyostelium discoideum AX4, 1374 nucleotides. It is a transcript of the gene bdp1, whose product is annotated as myb domain-containing protein. The record is from RefSeq and is a predicted model, not a curated record. The transcript has 2 exons. Lineage: Eukaryota; Evosea; Eumycetozoa; Dictyosteliales; Dictyosteliaceae. The coding region runs from base 1 to 1374 and encodes 457 amino acids.